Messenger RNA from Exaiptasia diaphana, 1443 nucleotides. RefSeq names its product atrial natriuretic peptide receptor 3-like. The record is from RefSeq and is a predicted model, not a curated record. The transcript is spliced from 6 exons. Gene Ontology annotation, cellular component: membrane. NCBI's taxonomy places the organism in Eukaryota, Metazoa, Cnidaria, Anthozoa, Actiniaria, Aiptasiidae. Bases 1 to 1443 code for a protein of 480 amino acids. Gene Ontology annotation, molecular function: peptide hormone binding; signaling receptor activity.
AUGAGAACCCUUUUCUCGGCCUUGGCAGGAGCGAUCUGCGUUUUCCUUGUGUUCGGCRAUGUCAACCAAACCGAAGUAAAGAUUGGUGUCCUUCUCCCCAUGACUGGAUACUGGCCCAUUGGUAAAACCUCVGCAUCUGCUAUAACUAUAGCAGUAGAACGUAUCAACAGCGAUACCACCCUCUUACCUGGUCAUAACAUGACAUUCCUAUGGAACGAUAGCCAGUGCCUCGCUGCCGAAGGUCUCAAUCAAGCAGUCGAGUUCAAACUUGCCAACGUAGACGCCAUUAUUGGUGAUGGAUGUGAUAUUAUUUGUGAGCCAGCCAGUCUCCUUGCUGCAUCAUGGRACCUUCCCAUUGUAUCGUGGGGAUGCGAGUCGAGCGCUUUAUCUGAAAAGAGCGUUUAYCCAACGUUUGUUAGGACGGUCCAGUCAUUUUCGAAAAUGGGCGMCYUGUUYYURUCGAUYUUUSGUUAUUUCAAAUGGAACGACAUUGGCAUUAUAGCAUCGACGGAGAGUAUUUGGCARUUAGCAAUGACAAAUUUAAGAAARCAAUUYCUACUGAAUGAGAAACAAGAYAUCAACAUUCGAUUUCUUCAAACAUUGAACCCUGGCAGUCAGUUGGUCACCGAUCGUCAUGAGUAUCUUAGUUUGUUGGAAACAGCCAAAGAAAAUGCAAGAAUUUUGAUUAUGUUGUGCUAUGGUAGUGAUAUCCGAGCUCUUAUGCUACACGCUCUKGAUUUGGGCAUGUUAAAUGGAGAUUAUGCCUUUUUGACCGUCAAUCUUCUUCCAUCGGCCGCCAUUGGMAACAAUACAUGGAUGGGAAACGAUGGCCGAGAUGCGGAUGCAUCGCGCGCCUUCAGGGGGAUCUUAAGCAUUCAUGUCCGUGAACCAACUACAACGAAAUGGGAACAAUUCAAGAAAGAAGUUCGUCGAAGAAUGCAAGAUCCUCCAUUUUUCAUUACUCUUGCUGAAUCCGAAAAGGUUGAAGUUUAUGCCGGAGCCAUCUACGAUGCCAUCUAUUUGUACGCAAUCGCAUUAAACGAGACACUGACAGCUGGUGGCAAAAAGAAAGACGGCAAAUCAAUUGUAAGUCGAAUGAUGAACAGAGAAUUCGAGGGAGCUUCAGGCAAAGUAAAAAUUGAUUCUUCAGGAGAUAGAGAUCCUGAUUAUUCUCUGAAAUACUACGUUAACGGCAGCUUCCAAAAUAUUGCUGAUUACAACCAUACAACAGGAGGUUUUAACUUAAGAGAUGUUAUUGUGAUUUGGGCUGGAGGAAGGACAACACCACCAGCUGAUCACCCUCCUUGUGGAUGGGUUAAUGAACAUUGCGUUGAGCAACAGCAGGAAGCUUCAAGGUUGAUUAACGUUGCCAUUGGUAGUGCAACCGCUGGUGUCGUUUUCCUAGCUUUGAUCUUUAUUGUCAUCACCAGGUAUUUACUCUGA